AUCCAGUCGCGUUCUAGUUGGUUACAGCGAAGAGCUGAUGGGUGCGGUCUGAAACCACCUGCCGCCGCAAUUUGGCUUGGUGUGCAGCGUGUUAGCGGUGGUGAAUGACGUCCCCUUCAUGUUCAGUGUUCGUGGGCGUUGUUGUCCUGGUUGGCUAAAAUCGAGGUCGUGUUCUGAUAUUGAGCCUUACGAUGAUGACUUCGAAUAGUUGAGCGGACGACAAUGCUAGGUAGGUAGAGAGGAGCUCAGCUGCUCAGGCUCAAUUCGUUGUGGGACCUUGUGUGGGUGUGUGUGUGUGUGUGGGCCAGUAGGAGAUUGGUAGUUUUAUCAUCGCUAUGAGUGGGUCUCUGCUACAGAAAUUGGUCGGCUAAGCAUUUGGGGACUGCUCAUUUACUGGGAAAUAAUCGACGUUCGCUCUUUUUUGUACUAGAUGUGGGUUGAGUGAGGUAAGGGAGGAUUGGCGCUGUGGAGGUUUCUUCUGCCGCCCUGCUGUUUGUCGAUCUCCUUCUGCAACUACAGAUUGGCUCGGAGGUCGAAUCUAUGUCUUCUGCGAAUAGUCGAGUGACUCUAUAAGCCUAGCUUCGGGAACUGCUGAGCCACUUGCGGGUGAAGCUAAUGCAGGCCAGCUUGAGAUUGGAUUCGGGCCAACCUCGUACCAGCUCGUAUGUUAGAAGCUCUUGGGGAUGGUUGCAUUGUGGAUGCUGCAGAGGAUUCCUAUUGAGGAGUUGAUUUAUGCAGUUGAUGCUAAACAUUAGGCUCGUGUAUUGAUUCUGAUUGUGCUCGGGUAAAUCAAAGUUUCAGCUCUGGGGUGGACAAAUUUGUUUAGGUGCGAUUCUGGAGGAUCGGCGUUGGGUUCCCAAGCUGAGUGGGUCGAUGCUGCGCUAGAAGAAUGCAAUGCAGGGGGGAUUCAGUGGUUGGGCGUGUAGGAUCUAGUUGCACCAAGUCGAGAAUGGAGAUGGAUUGCCUCGUAGAAUACGUGCCUUGUGAAGCACGUGAGCAUAGUGGUUUGCGGCAAAAUGGUCGAUUCUCUAGAUUCUUGGUUCGUGGAAUGGUCUCUGCCAUUAUGUGCAUCUCUGUGAUAACCUCUCUGGCUGAACCGGCCAUGGCUGCCAAUUACGCACCUGAGGCACGCACUAUGGGAAUAAAUUAUGGGCGACUUGCGGACAAUAUUCCUAGUGGCGCCGAAACUGUGAAGUUGAUUAAGAACUUAGGAAUGGGAAGGGUGAGAAUUUUUGAUUUCGAUGGGCCAACAAUCAAAGCAUUUGCUGGCUCCGGGCUCGAACUAACAAUUGGAAUGGGAAACUUGGACAUCGCCGCCCUUGGCCAGGAUGCAAGCACAGCCGACCAAUGGAUCGCCAAUAACGUCGUCCCAUAUUACCCCGCCACCAACAUCACGUGCAUCACAGUUGGAAACGAGCUCUUCACGUAUCCAGAACAAGCAGCAAUCUGGCCGCAGCUCGUGCCGGCCAUCAAAAACCUCCACAAUAGCCUCCAGACCCGCGGGCUCACACGGAUCAAGGUCUCCACGGCUGUGGAAUACAGCGUCCUGGCGAACUCCUUUCCUCCAUCAAAGGGCGUCUUUCGGGAAGAACUCGCAGUGUCAGUCAUGAAGCCCUUGAUGGAGCAGCUGGACGCUACCAGCAGCUAUCUCUACCUCAACGUCUACCCAUACUUCGGAUAUGCCAGCAACACGGUUGAUAUCCCGCUCGACUACGCCUUAUUUACCCGCAGCUCGGUCUUCACCGUGGACGGCCAAUACGAGUACACGAACCUUUUGGACGCGCAGCUAGACGCCAUGGCCGCAGCGAUGGAGGGCGUGGGCUACGGGGACGUACGCAUUGUGGUGAGCGAGACUGGGUGGCCGACCUUGGGCGAUGCUAACACGGUCGGCGCCAAUAUCUCGAAUGCGCAGACGUAUAACAACAAUCUGGUGAAGUGGGCGAUUAGCAAUCCCACUAAGGGAACUCCCCGCAGACCAGGGAUAUUCGUCCCGACUUACAUCUUCGCCGUUUACAAUGAGAAGGACAAGCCCGGGCCGACCACAGAACGCAACUGGGGGUUGUUGUAUCCCACUGGCAGUCCCGUGUACCCGCUGGUGCUUAGCAGCAGCGGUGGCGGUGGCGGGGGUGGGUCGUCUCCUGGAGGAGGCUAUGACUCGCAGCCUAAGCUUUGUAACGGCAAACCGAGUGUGCUCUCCACGUCGGCUUCCUUCUUUGGGAUUCUUUUUAAUCUCAGAAUCUAACACAAGCUAAUAGUCUCUAUACUUAGGAUAGCAUAGCUCCAUUUCUUGUUGAAUCAAUAAAGGAAUUACUCGUGCAUGCAUCAAGUUCACAUGA
This is a messenger RNA of Physcomitrium patens, 2336 nucleotides long. NCBI's taxonomy places the organism in Eukaryota, Viridiplantae, Streptophyta, Bryopsida, Funariales, Funariaceae. The record is from RefSeq and is a predicted model, not a curated record.